Messenger RNA from Staurois parvus, 547 nucleotides. The record is from the annotation of a GenBank genome assembly. Lineage: Eukaryota; Metazoa; Chordata; Amphibia; Anura; Ranidae.
CUCUAAGGCUGGUAUAUUUAGUAUGUACGCCUGUGAAGAAGGAUUUUCUACUGGAGGAAGAGAUGGAUGUAUCCGUCUGUGGGAUAAUGACUUCAAGCCAAUUACAAAAAUUGAUCUCCGUGACAGUGAGCAGGGUUAUAAAGGCUUGUCCAUCAGGAGCGUGUGCUGGAAAGGGGAUAGAAUUCUAGCUGGUACUCAGGAUAGUGAAAUCUUUGAAGUGAUGGUGAGAGAACGGGACAAGCCCAUGCUGAUCAUGCAGGGUCACUGUGAGGGGGAGCUUUGGGCCCUUGCCGUACACCCCAAGAAACCCUUAGCCGUUACUGGUAGCGAUGAUCGCUCUGUAAGACUCUGGAGUCUCGCAGACCAUGCACUGAUCGCCCGCUGUAACAUGGAGGAAGCAGUACGAAGUGUAGCCUUUAGUCCAGAUGGAUCCCAGCUAGCGCUGGGAAUGAAAGAUGGCUCAUUCACUGUUCUCAGGGUCAGAGACAUGACGGAAGUGGUUCACAUUAAGGACAGGAAAGAAGUCAUUCAUGAAAUGAAGUUUUCU